Galendromus occidentalis (western predatory mite) is the source of this 1109-nucleotide messenger RNA. RefSeq lists its product as uncharacterized. The transcript has 4 exons. The record is from RefSeq and is a predicted model, not a curated record. Lineage: Eukaryota; Metazoa; Arthropoda; Arachnida; Mesostigmata; Phytoseiidae. Bases 157 to 636 code for a protein of 159 amino acids.
ACUGGCGCCUCAUUCAAGCAACGAUCGUGUCUUCAAGUUCUGCCUUCGCAAACUCAACGGAAGAAAGAGGUUUCAGUUCGAUUUCUGCAUCCGGAACACUAGUGUUAUCGUCGUCUGAUUUAUUUUCCGUCCCCGGAAUCGGAACAAAGCGUCGCCAUGAAGCUGAACUACCUCGCGACGAUCGCUGUCACAGUGAUCGUCGUGGCUUCAUUGGACUGCGUUGCAGCCGUCAAGGAGAAAAAAGGCGGUCAUCGCCGUAAACUUAAACCUAUCGACCCAAUGGAUGACGGAGGGCUGAGUAAAGAGCCGGAGUUCGUUUCGAUUCCCAGCGUGUGCCACAAAAUCGCUCUGCGACGCUGCGGUCAAAACUUCAUGAAGCUCUUCAGCCUGGUGCAUUACCUCGACGGCAUGGAUCAUUACAACGCCCAAUGCGCUCUUCGGAAAGCGUUUUUCGCCUGCCACGAAAAGCUGCGACAGAAGCCUUGCAAGCAAAAGAAGCAGUUGGCCAACGGCGAGGAGAAGAAGUUCGUGGCGAAGCUCAGCGAGGCUAUUUGGGCGACUCGAGUUUGUGUCUUAGGAAUCCAACGCGUCGACGAAAUUCCCCAGAGCGGCCGAAUCGAGCGGAAGCGAGUCUGAAUGCGUUCUCCGAAUGGGCGCAGACUCCGCUCGCAGGACCAAUCAAAAGAUGAACGUAUACUCCCAUUCGGUCGGAGCAUAACAUGGACUCGACGCUUUCCCCCGCGAGGAGUCUUCCACCGUCGGCAUCGAAUGGCGCCGUGUUCUGGUCCAGAACUUCUGGAAUGCAUUUUGACACCCAUCGACUGGGAUUCCCUGCUGUCCACUUCAGAAAAUUGACAUGUUGCACGAGAAAAUCGUUUCAACUCGUCGUAGUCGGCUAGAUCCGUUCCUCAUCUUAGAACAUGCUCACAGCGCAUCCAUUGAAUACUUUAAAAACUCAUAAUUGUAUCCCUCAGGAAACUCGCUCUAGAUAAGUAGACAAGACAUAGACUCCAUGAACAGAUCGAGAGAAAAAGUUCACAUCGAUUCUGAUUCUGUAAUUAUUGUAUAUGAUGAUGUUGAUAAAAACUCCUGUUCAAGUUGUACACAAA